This is a messenger RNA of Cladophialophora yegresii CBS 114405, 1083 nucleotides long. RefSeq lists its product as uncharacterized. The record is from RefSeq and is a predicted model, not a curated record. Bases 1 to 1083 code for a protein of 360 amino acids. Gene Ontology annotation, molecular function: metal ion binding; alcohol dehydrogenase (NAD+) activity; 2-(3-amino-3-carboxypropyl)histidine synthase activity. The transcript has a single exon. Gene Ontology annotation, biological process: protein histidyl modification to diphthamide. Lineage: Eukaryota; Fungi; Ascomycota; Eurotiomycetes; Chaetothyriales; Herpotrichiellaceae. Gene Ontology annotation, cellular component: mitochondrion.
AUGGACCCCUUCGAGUACAAUGCCAACCCAGGCCGUGUGGUCUUCGGGAAGGGCAGUAUUCAGAAACUCCCAGAUGAGAUCAGACGUCUGGGAUUCUCAUCACCACUCAUCCUCUCCACCCCCCAGCAAGUCAGUCAAGCAGAAGACCUUGCGAAGAUCUUGACCAAUGCAUCGAUCGAGCCAGCUGGCAUCUACACCAAUGCCACCAUGCAUACUCCCUCACACAUCACCGAAGAAGCCAUGUCGUUCAUCCAAGACAAGUCUGCAGACUGUGUCGUCUCAAUAGGUGGAGGGUCAACAACAGGUCUGGGCAAGGCAAUCUCGGUCCGCACCGGUUUAUAUCACAUUUGCGUCCCGACGACAUAUGCCGGCAGUGAGAUGACACCGAUCCUGGGUGAAACGCAAGAUGGCCGCAAGACAACGCGCUCAGACCCCAAAAUCCUUCCCGGCACAGUGAUCUACGAUGUGGAUUACACAAUGACCCUGCCUACAGGCCUCAGCGCCACGUCCGGAGUCAACGCAAUCGCCCACGCCGUCGAAGCGCUCUACGCGAAGAACAAGAAUCCUAUCAUUUCCCUCCUUGCUCUCGAAGGCACGAAAGCCCUCGCCGAGUCCCUCCCAGAAAUCAUCAAGGACUCCAACUCUCAGCCAGCGCGUGAAAAGGCACAAUACGGCGCGUGGCUAUGCGGUGUUUGCCUUGGCUCUUCCGCGAUGGCCCUACACCACAAGCUGUGCCACACGCUCGGCGGUUCCUUCAACCUUCCCCACGCAGAAACCCACACCAUCGUCCUUCCGCACGCCCUUUCGUACAAUGCACCAGCCAUCCCGGAAGCGAUGGAGAAGCUCGCCUCGGUCUUGCCUGGAAGCGAGGGUGACGCCACCAAAGGCUUGAAUGUGCUGCUGGAGAAACUACAGGUGAAGCGAGCGCUGAAGGACUAUGGCAUGAAGGAAGAGGACAUCGACAAGGCGGCAGAGAUUGCUGUCAGCAACCAGUAUCCCAACCCGAGAAAAGUGGAGAAGGAACCUAUCCGCGAGCUGAUCAGGCGGGCAUGGGCUGGCGAGCCGGCUAGGGCGGAUUUAUAG